This is a messenger RNA of Pyrenophora tritici-repentis Pt-1C-BFP, 4149 nucleotides long. Its product is annotated as ATP-dependent RNA helicase A. Gene Ontology annotation, molecular function: protein binding; ATP binding; RNA binding. Gene Ontology annotation, cellular component: intracellular anatomical structure. The record is from RefSeq and is a predicted model, not a curated record. NCBI's taxonomy places the organism in Eukaryota, Fungi, Ascomycota, Dothideomycetes, Pleosporales, Pleosporaceae.
AUGCCGAAGAACGCCCACCCGCCGCGCGGGAAGCCUGCGAAGAAGACAGUGCCCCCCGAGGAAGACACUUCAUUCAUUGUAUUCGGCGAUGGCAAACCCAAAAAGAAAAAGGGCGAGAGCUCUGGCGGAGAUGGCACACAGAGCGACAGUAAGGGGAAAGGGAAGACAGCGCCUGGUCAGUCCGAGGAUGGGCCAAAGAAGCCGGAUACCAGAACUUUGAUAGCGGGGGCAUCAUGGACUGGUAAAUUGCCCGUCAACCUACUAUCAGAGCACUUCCAGAAGCAACAGUGGAGCAAGCCAGACUACCGCAUUCGCAAAGAUGGCGAUAGACACUUUGCAUAUGCCGUGGUGCUCUCCAAGAUGAACCAGAAGACACGAGAGACUACAACCCUACCACCCAUCAAGAUUCCCCCCGAACUCGAGGAGCAAGCACAUCAGCCAACUGCCGUAGAAGCCCGAAACUUCGCCGCCGCCUAUACCCUCUUCCGCGUCGCCAGCGCGAAGAACCUGCACAUGAUGCUUCCGCCAACAUACAAGGACUUGUGGAAAGGCCAGUUCACAGAACUCAAGAAGAGAGACGAACAGGAAGGAAAGGGUUGGAUGUACGAAGCAGAUCCUUUCUUUGGGUUUGCAGAGCGAGAAAAGGCCAGGGAAUCAGCAGCCAAGGCGCGCGAGAAGAGACAGAAACAGCAAGAAGAGGCACAGAAAGCCCACAAUCAGCAGCCUGGCGCGGCUAUGCCUAGCGCUUCGACGGGUGCCGCACCCAGAAACUUGAUGAAAGGAUGGGAACGCGUGCCGAAGAUCGAGCUGGGCAAGAAGACAAGGAAAGAGGCUGAGCGUCUGAUUCGUCGCGAUGCGGUCUGGAAUCCUAAUGGCGUCGAGAUUGACGCGGCGACGAAGCUGAAGUUGGUCGAUGAAAUCACCGACCUUGGCUUUCGGAGAAGUCACGUCGAAGAGGCUGCUGAGAUCUGCAAAGAUCGGGAAGAGAUUAUCGAGUGGCUCCUCAUCCACGUUCCAGAGGACGAUCUUCCGUCCUGGUCCCUACCAGAAGGUUACGUUGCUGGCGUCAGCAUGGCUAGUUCAAAUCUCAAGCGCGAGGGUGCUGUCAAGCGUCUUGCAGCAGCUGGGUACGCUUUGGAUCUUUGUGAGGAGGCGUAUGACAGCCAAGGUGGAGAUGAGAGGAAAGCCGCCGCUUUGCUGCAAGCUCGCCUCCUCCGACCUGACGAUGAAGACAAUAUUAUCACCCAGGACCUUGUAGAUCUUUCAAUCGUGGAUACCGAUCCCGAAGAUGAUCCGUGGGAGGUGGAAAUGUCAUCACUCGAAGCAAUAUACGAUCGCCUAUUUACACGGCCUGCGCCCGAGUUGUGCCGCAUUGAGCUGGACGUUAAACAGCAAGGCAAGAGGCUCAUCUUACAGGUGAGGAAGCCGUUUGGGCCAUAUCCCGCUGUGGUUCCCAUUAUCACGUUUGAGGCAGCUAUUCCGGCAUAUAUCCGUCUCAGUAUCAUCAGACAGGCGCUACUUCACGCCGAAAGCAACUUCAUUGGCAUGCCUAUGAUAUACGAUAUCGUAGAUUGGAUCCAAACGAAUGCUGGUGAUAUCUUCCAGAACCCAGGAAGACUGACUGAUGUUUCUGCUGGUCUCGCAGCGGCAGAUCACUCAUCCGAGCCACAGAGUCAAAAGCGUAGGGCGAAGGGUGGGCGAGCACGCAGGCCUAUCGACUGGACACCUGCGACACCUCCCAGCCAACGGAUACUAACUGAAUGGCAGGCCAAACAAGGCUCUGCAGCACAGCAAAAGAUGAUGGCUGCUCGACAGUCGUUGCCUGCAUGGAGACUGAGGGAGGAAAUUGUCCACACAGUCAACAACUGCAAGGUCACCAUCAUCUCAGGUGAAACUGGUUCAGGAAAGUCGACCCAGUCGGUACAAUUCGUCUUAGAUGAUCUGAUCCAGCGACAACUCGGAGCUGUUGCAAACAUCAUUUGUACACAACCCCGUAGGAUCUCAGCCCUGGGUCUCGCGGAUCGUGUAGCAGACGAGCGCUGUUCCCAAGUUGGGGAUGAAAUCGGUUACACCAUCCGUGGAGAGUCGAAGCAAAAGCCUGGCGUUACCAAAAUCACUUUUGUUACCACUGGUGUCUUGCUCAGGAGACUUCAAACAUCAGGCGGCAAUGCCGAUGAUGUGGUCGCUGCACUGGCUGAUGUCAGUCACGUUGUUGUCGAUGAAGUGCACGAGCGCAGUCUGGAUACCGACUUUUUGCUUGUUCUGCUUCGCCAGAUUCUACGGACACGCAAGGAUUUGAAAGUCAUUCUCAUGAGCGCAACCCUCGAUGCCGCUGUUUUCGAAGCUUACUUCAAGGAAGUUGGGCCUGUAGGCCGUGUUGAGAUUGAAGGCCGUACACACCCCGUCACAGACUACUAUAUCGACGACAUACUGCAUUUCACUGGGUUCAAGGGCUAUGGCAUGGGUGAGGACGAUGCGACAGAUGAGAAGUCCUUCUCUGCCAACCUCAGGAGUAUCGGAUUCGGAAUCAACUACGACCUCAUUGCAGAAACCGUCCGUUACAUUGAUCGCCAACUCGGAGAGAAGGACGGAGGUAUUCUGAUCUUCUUGCCCGGAACUAUGGAGAUCGAUCGCACGCUCCAAGCACUAAGUCACUUUGUAAACCUCCACGCACUGCCGCUUCACGCGUCGCUUAUGCCAGUGGAGCAGAAGCGUGUUUUCCCUCCUGCGCCGCACGGGAAACGCAAAGUCAUUGCGUGUACCAAUGUAGCUGAGACAUCCAUCACUAUUGAAGAUAUCGUUGCGGUCAUCGAUACGGGCAGAGUCAAGGAGACGAGCUACGACCCGCAGAACAAUAUGGUACGGCUGGCUGAGACGUGGGCUUCGAGGGCUGCAUGUAAGCAACGACGUGGUCGAGCAGGUCGUGUUCGGGCGGGCGACUGCUACAAGAUGUACACACGCAACGCUGAGGCUAAGAUGAUGGAACGACCUGAUCCAGAGAUCCGGCGUGUGCCUCUUGAACAAAUGUGUUUGUCUAUCAAAUCCAUGGGUGUACAAGAUGUAUCAGGCUUCCUUGCGUCGGCCUUGGCACCCCCAGAAAGCACGGCAGUGGAAGGCGCCAUACGGCUACUCUCUCAAAUGGGCGCCAUCACCGACAACGAGCUGACGGCUCUCGGCCGGCACAUGUCCAUGAUACCGGCUGAUCUCCGCCUUGGCAAGCUCCUCGUCUACGGCGCAACAUUCGGAUGUCUCGAUGCCGCUCUAACAAUCGCCUCCGUCCUCACAGCCCGCAGUCCGUUCCUCACGCCCCGCGAACGCGACCAGGAAACCCGCAACGAAUUCGACCGGCUCCGAGCCUCCUUCUCCAACAACCAAGGUGAUCUCCUAGUCGACCUACGCGCCUACGAACAAUGGGCCGCCCAGCGCAGCAAAGGCGCCUCAACCCGCGACCUACGCUUCUGGUGCCAAGAAAACCGUCUCUCACCAAACACGCUCUUCGAUAUCGCAUCCAAUCGCACACAAUACCUAUCUUCCCUCAAGGAAAUUUCCUUCAUACCCACACACUACUCCUCCGCCAAUCCUGCCACGCACAGCACCUACAACAAACACAAUGCCAACGACGCCCUCCUCCGCGCCCUCAUCGCCGGCGCAUUCAACCCUCAAAUUGCCCGCAUCCAAUUGCCCGACAAGAAGUUCGCAGCGGGCAUAGCCGGCGCCGUUGAGCUCGACCCUUCCGCCCGCGAGAUCAAAUAUUUCAACCAAGACAACGGCCGCGUAUUUGUGCAUCCUAGCUCCACGCUCUUCUCCAGCCAAACAUUCCCGCAUAAUGCGUCUUUCGUGGCGUAUUUCAACAAGAUGGCGACGAGUAAGGUGUUUGUGAGGGAUAUCACGCCGUUUAAUGCGUUUAGCUUGUUGUUGUUUGCGGGGCGCAUUCAAGUGGAUACGUUGGGGAGGGGACUGGUGGUGGAUGAGUGGAUUAGGUUGAGGGGGUGGGCGAGGAUCGGGGUGCUGGUAAGUCGGUUGAGGGGUAUGUUGGAUAGUGUGCUGGAGGGUAUGGUGAAGGAACCUGGGAAGGGUGUCGGGAAGAGGGAGGGUGAGGUGGUGGAUGUGGUUAGAUGGUUGGUUGAGAGGGAUGGGCUGGAUGCUUAA